Molecule: messenger RNA, 843 nt
Organism: Limulus polyphemus (Atlantic horseshoe crab)
Lineage: Eukaryota; Metazoa; Arthropoda; Merostomata; Xiphosura; Limulidae
Product: galactosylgalactosylxylosylprotein 3-beta-glucuronosyltransferase S-like
Exons: 3
Coding region: 1-843 (280 amino acids)
Biological process (GO): carbohydrate metabolic process; chondroitin sulfate proteoglycan biosynthetic process
Cellular component (GO): Golgi membrane
Molecular function (GO): galactosylgalactosylxylosylprotein 3-beta-glucuronosyltransferase activity
Source: RefSeq, a predicted model, not a curated record
AUGUUUAUGUUUUUCUUAAUUUUCUCUAUAGAACGCCAUAGAAACCAAUUCGGUCUUAAUCGAUCAAAUCAAGAUAUUGAAUUAACAACAAUUUAUAUCAUCACUCCAACGUAUGCGCGAGCUAAUCAGAUUCCAGAAAUAACAAGAUUGGCCCAAACUUUAAUGCAUGUGCCCAACAUUCAUUGGUUGGUUGUAGAAGACUGGUCUGAUAAAAAUCCAAUGAUAGAGACGAUUCUGAAGAAACGAGGUGUUCAACAUACUUAUCUUGUAGGACCAAGACCACCCAAUCAACUUAAAUAUCCUUAUGCAGUCAACUGUCACCAUGCGGCCUUCAAAUGGAUCAGGGAAAACGCCAAAUCUGGUGUUAUUUUUAUGGCAGAUGACGACAACGUUUUUGAUCUUCGAGUAUUUGAGCAAAUGAGAUCGACUAAAAAUGUAAGUGUUUGGCCAGUAGGGGGAAUGUUCAGAGAGGAGUUAUCUAGUCCAGUCGUGAAGAAUGGAAAGGUAAUUGAUUUUUUAGAUGGUUUUCGACGACAAAGAAAAUUUGCGCUUGAUUGGGCAGCUUUUGCUGUAAGUGUCCAACAUUUCCUCAGUAUCCCAGGAGCCACAGAUCCAUAUCGAAAUGGUUAUGAAGAAGACCUGUUUUUACAAAAUCUACGUUUUGGGCUGGAUGACUUGGAACCAAAAGGAAAUAACUGCACGGAAAUUUUAGCAUGGCACACUAGGACAACAUCAAAAGAUUACCCAUCCUUGAAUAACAUGAAGAAAGAACCUGAUUAUGAAAACACAAACCUUCUGAAACUUUACGCCUCUAUGUUAACUACUGCUCGUAAUAAAGUAUAG